This is a messenger RNA of Closterium sp. NIES-65, 2460 nucleotides long. The record is from the annotation of a GenBank genome assembly. NCBI's taxonomy places the organism in Eukaryota, Viridiplantae, Streptophyta, Zygnematophyceae, Desmidiales, Closteriaceae.
AUGGCUCCAAAGAAGGACGCAAAGGCCGAUAAGGCUCAAGCCAAGCCCGCCAAAUCCGGAGGCGGCAAGCAGAAGAAAAAGAAGUGGAGCAAGGGAAAGCAGAAGGAGAAGGUGAACAACAUGGUGCUGUUCGACCAGGCCACGUACGACAAGAUGCUCUCCGAAAUCCCCAAGACGAAGCUCAUCACCUCCUCCGUGCUCUGCGACCGCCUGCGCUAUGCCUGGUCUGCCUGUCUUUCCUCUGGUCUUCUUCUCCUCGUCCUCUACUUAUCUGCAAGCCCAUCUUUUCUCCCUCCAUCUCCCCUUCCGCCAAAUCCCCUUCCGCCAACUCCCCCUCCCCCAUCCUCCUUCGUCGGGGGUAGCGUCCGCCAAUCCGGCUUCACGGCGUCGCCCCUUGCGCCUUCGUGCGCGAGCUUCCCCCCGUCCUGCGGAAACCCAUCCCCCCGUCCCUCUCGCUUCAGGCCGUCGUCAGCAGGAGGCGCUUCCCCUCCGUUUGCUGCUUCUCCUGCUUCUGCCCUUGCUGCUCCCACUUCUGCCGUUGCUGCACCUGCUUCCCCUCCGUUUCCUGCUGCCUCCGCUUCAACCCUUGCUGCUCCUGCUUCCUCUGCCACUGCUGCUGCUUCAUCUGCUGUCGCUGCCCCUCAUAAGCCAAGUGCCAACGCCAAUCGUGGUGGAUUGUCUGCGGCUCUGCAGACGUUGCAGUUGCUGCCCGGGACAGGUGCUGACCUGGCACCAGCUGCUGACCUGGCAACGUGUGCUGAGUUGGCAGUGCCAAGUGAAGCGCCAGAGAAGCACAGAGAUGCACGUCACUCCACUCCCUUUGAACGCCACGUCAGCAGCUGCCGCAUCAACACCACUCCAGCAUCAGCGCCAACAGUCAGCGACCUCUUUUUCCACCGCUGGCUCGCUUCCAGGGCCGCCACGUCAGCUUGCAGCGGGGAGAGGAGUUGCGUGCGGAAAUCCCUGCUGAAACGGUCGCUGGUUGGUUCGUUUGAGGAGUCGCUGAUGUGGCAGGCUGCUACUGGCCAGGAGGAGGGCAGCGGGGUAAAGUACAUUAGAGGGUUCAAAGCCAUGCUAGCCGUGCUGUUGCAGCAAGGGGAGUGGACCGCCGUUCCUGUCAGAACCACCUUUUCAGCAGCCUUCCUGCCCUCCUUUUCAUCAUCCCCUCGCCCUCCUCUAUUUCCCCGUUCUUGUCCCUCUGUCCCUCCCCUCAUGGAAGUACAUCAGCGGUACAUCAGCGGUUUUAAGGCCAUGCUAGCCGUGCUGUCGCAGCAAGGGGAGUGGACGGCCGAUCCGGUCAGAACCUCCUUCUCAGCCGCGUUCCUUCCCUCCUCACCGUCCCAGCUGUAUGCUGCCAGCAUUACGGUUGGUAGAGGGCAGGGGGAGGGGGAGAGUGGAGGCAAAGGGAGGGUAGCAGUGGUGGGGUUGGAGCAAUCAGGCACGAGCAAGCAUGCUGGCAUGGCUCGUCGUGAUGCUCCCAGGGCUGACAUCCUCGGUUCUGAUGGGUGCAGUGCGGCGAUUCCAGUUGACAGAAGAGUCGCGGGUAAGCGCAAAGACACUCGCAGGGAGCUGCUGUUUGGAGUGGAAGGCGGGACGGGAGCAGAAGCGGCAGCAGCCGCAGCAGCAGCCGCAGCAGCAGCAGCAGCAGCAGCAGCAGCAGCAGCAGCAGCAGCAGCAGCAGCAGCAGCAGCAGCACGAGAUGAUCGGGUAGAAACGAAUUCGUCUGGUGAUUUUCAGCAAGCUGAAACGGAUGGGCGGAAGGAGCAGCAGAGGCAGAAGCAGAGGGCGAGAGAGCGGGUGCCGACCAAAGGGCGCAUUCAGCUGCUGCUGUCGAACCCAGAGGGCACACCCAUCCACACCUUCUCCUGCUCCUACGACCUCUCUGAUAUGCCCCCCAACUCCAAGACCUUCAUUCGCCAGAGAACGCUGCUUGCACCCAAGCACGCUGCCGCGCCCUUCCAGGAAGCUUCUGGUUGCUCAAGCCACCAAGCUCCUCCUCCUUUGCAGCAGCAGCAGCAAACGAGGCAAGGAAACACACAGGAGCAGCAAGAGGAGGCGCAAUCGGGAGCAGUGAGAGCUGUGAUUCACCUGCAGUUCCAGUGCCUGCCCAAGCCACGCAGUGCUGCUGCGGCUGCUGUUACUGCUGCUGCUGCUGUUACUGCUGCUGCUCCUGGUGGUGGUGGUGACGGCGCCACUGCUACUGCUGCUGCUACUGGCGGUGGUGAUGCCGCUGCUGCUGCUAGUGGUGGUCAUGUUGGUGGUGGUGAUGGGCAAUGGGAGGGGCAAGGGGAUGUCCAAGGGGAGGGUUCAAAGGAAUCCCGCAAGCACAGGCGUGAGGGCGGCAGGGAACGGAAAACUCGACUGUUCCUGUGUGGCGAUGUGCGGGUGGUCUUCCCCCUCUCUGCACCCACCUCCGACAACCUCAAGGUGAGCCUUGCUUGCUAUUCUGCUUCGUUGUGA